Magnolia sinica is the source of this 3209-nucleotide messenger RNA. RefSeq names its product pantothenate kinase 2-like. Gene Ontology annotation, cellular component: nucleus; cytosol. Gene Ontology annotation, biological process: coenzyme A biosynthetic process. The record is from RefSeq and is a predicted model, not a curated record. Gene Ontology annotation, molecular function: pantothenate kinase activity; ATP binding. Lineage: Eukaryota; Viridiplantae; Streptophyta; Magnoliopsida; Magnoliales; Magnoliaceae. The coding region runs from base 291 to 2996 and encodes 901 amino acids. The transcript is spliced from 23 exons.
GCAAGAAAAAAAAAGCUUCGACUCCUUUCCAUUCUCUCUCUCAUUUGCCUGCUGAUGAGAGAGAGAGAGAGAGAGGAGAGAGAGAGAGCAUUUGGUUUUACUAACUUGGGUUUAUUUGUAAUUGAAUGAAGAUUGUGGGGACUCAAUUUUCAUUUUUUUGUUUUUAUUUUUAGUAUAUUUUGGAUUAUUUUCUCCUUUUCGUCAGGAGUUUUUUCAGGAAGGGUUAUCCGCCAAUUACGGUUACCAAGGACAGUUGGGGGUAGGCAGCAGGUGGAGGGAAUUUUGGUUUAAUGGCUGAUCUAACUAAAGAAAAAGCAGUUCCUCAAGUCCUCGAUAAAAGGGACAUUGAGAAAGACGAGGAGGAGAAAGAAGAGGGGGAGAGAGAGAUGGCACCAGCGCCAAAUUCCAUUCAUCGAUCAAGCUCCCGGCCGCAGCUUGAUCUCAGCGGUGCCGCCAUCCAAGGCAAUUUUGAAGAGCGGAAUCCAACAAUUCUGUUGCCUAACCAGUCUGAUGACAUCUCUCAUCUGGCUCUGGACAUUGGAGGGUCUCUGAUUAAGUUGGUCUAUUUCUCAAGACGUGAGGAAAAUUCAGCUGACGACAGGAGGAGAAGGACCAUAAUGGAGAGGCUGGGGAUAUCCAAUGGUAAUAGGAGGAGCUAUCCUAUUCUUGGCGGGCGACUCCACUUUGUGAAGUUUGAGACUGGGAAUCUGAAUGAGUGCUUGGAUUUUAUUUCUUCCAAGCAGCUUCAUCGUGGUGGGAUUGAUUCACAUUCGUGGCGUUCUGGGAAUCCUUCUAAUGACAAUGCAAUAAUUAAGGCCACAGGUGGUGGAGCAUCCAAAUUCGCGGAUAUCUUCAAAGAGAGGCUCGGGGUUAGUAUUGACAAGGAAGAUGAAAUGGAUUGUCUUGUAGCUGGGGCAAAUUUUUUGCUUAAGGCAAUCCGGCAUGAAGCUUUCACCCACAUGGAGGGCCAGAAGGAAUUUGUGCAGAUUGACCACAACGAUUUGUUUCCCUACCUUCUUGUUAAUAUUGGUUCUGGUGUCAGCAUAAUCAAGGUGGAUGGAGAUGGGAACUUUCAGCGGGUCAGUGGGACGAAUGUUGGAGGUGGUACUUAUUGGGGCUUGGGAAGGCUUUUAACAAAGUGCAAGAGCUUUGAUGAGCUGCUGGAGUUGAGUCAAUGGGGAGAUAAUAGAACAAUAGACAUGCUUGUUGGAGACAUCUAUGGUGGUAUGGACUAUUCCAAGAUUGGGCUCUCAGCAUCAACCAUUGCUUCCAGCUUUGGAAAGGCAAUUUCUGAAAAUAAGGAGCUUUCAGACUACAGACCUGAAGAUAUUUCCCUUUCCCUCUUGCGAAUGAUUUCAUACAACAUUGGGCAGAUCUCCUACUUGAAUGCACUUCGCUAUGGGCUCAAGCGGAUCUUUUUUGGAGGAUUUUUCAUACGCGGUCACGCAUACACCAUGGACACUAUCUCCUUUGCAGUAAAGUUCUGGUCGAAAGGUCAAGCACAAGCAAUGUUUUUACGCCAUGAAGGAUUUCUGGGAGCUCUGGGUGCUUUCAUGAGCUAUGAAAAGCAUGGUCUUGAUGACUUGAUGGUGCAUCAGUUAGUGGAACGAUUUCCAAUGGGUGCUCCUUACGUGGGAGGAAAGAUUCACGGCCCGCCACUUGCGGAUCUGAAUGAAAAGAUAUCAUGGAUGGAGAAGUUUGUGCAGAAAGGUACCGAGAUUACUGCUCCUGUGCCAAUGUCCCCACCUGGAACCACUGGUGUUGGAGGAUUUGAACGACCCUCUUCCCGGGGAGACUCUUUACGUUCUGAUGCAAGCGCUACUUUGAAUGUUGGUGUCCUUCAUCUGGAACCCACGUUGGAGGUGUUUCCAUUACUGGCAGACCCAAAGACGUACGAACCCAACACGAUCGAUCUUUCAGAUCAUGGCGAGCUUGACUAUUGGUUCACCGUGCUAUCGGAGCAUAUGCCCGACCUUGUUGAUAAGGCAGUAGCUAGUGAAGGUGGGACUGAUGAUGCUAAAAGAAGAGGCGAUGCAUUUGCUCAUGCAUUUUCUGCUCAUUUGGCAAGGUUGAUGGAAGAGCCUGCUGCUUAUGGUAAGUUAGGCCUGGCCAAUCUUUUGGAGCUAAGGGAAGAGUGCUUGAGAGAGUUCCAGUUUGUGGAUGCGUAUAGAAGCAUUAAACAGAGGGAAAAUGAGGCAUCUCUUGCUGUUUUGCACGACCUUCUGAUGGAACUUGAUGGCAUGAGUGAGGAGACAAGACUGCUUGCUCUUAUUGAAGGUGUCCUUGCCGCAAAUAUCUUUGAUUGGGGAUCCCGCGCUUGUGUGGAUCUUUACCAUAAAGGAGCUAUCAUUGAAAUAUAUCGAAUGAGUCGCAAGAAGAUGCAACGACCUUGGCGGGUGGAUGAUUUCGAUGCUUUCAAGGAAAUGAUGUUGGGUUCUGGAGACAAGAAGCCUAAACCACAUAAAAGAGCGCUGCUCUUCGUAGACAACUCAGGUGCUGAUAUUGUUCUUGGGAUGCUUCCACUGGCACGUGAACUCCUUCGUCGGGGGACUGAGGUUGUUCUUGUCGCAAAUUCCUUGCCUGCGCUAAAUGAUGUGACCGCAAUGGAAAUUCCCGAAAUCGUAGCUGAGGCUGCAAAGCAUUGCGAUAUCCUCCGCAAAGCUGCCGAAGCAGGAGGGCUACUUGUGGAUGCGAUGGUAAAUAUUCAGGAUGGUUCUAUAGAAAACUCAGCUCCAGUUCCUUUAAUGGUAGUUGAGAACGGAUGUGGAAGUCCAUGCAUAGACCUCCGACAGGUCAGCUCAGAGCUUGCUGCUGCUGCAAAAGAUGCCGAUCUGAUAAUCUUGGAAGGAAUGGGUCGCUCUCUUCAUACAAACUUCAAUGCUCAUUUUAAAUGCGACGCUCUAAAGCUUGCAAUGGUGAAGAAUCAAAGACUGGCCGAGAAGUUGGUUAACGGGAAUAUAUACGAUUGUGUCUGUCGUUUCGACCCGGCCAUUUGAAAUUCUCUGUUAGCCGUUUAUGCUGAUGUCAGUGGGCCCACAUAUGAUUUGAACAGUGUUGGCCCCCAUACCACUGCCUUAGGAUGUGUUAUGAUUUAUGUAAAUCAUAUUUUGAGAAUUGUGUACUUGUAUUAUUCAGAAGAGGGUGAGCCAAUUGCUGAAAUAUCCCUGAAUUUUUUGAAAUGCCAAUAGAUCACAUUAGUUAUUACUGUA